Molecule: messenger RNA, 5613 nt
Organism: Gorilla gorilla gorilla (western lowland gorilla)
Lineage: Eukaryota; Metazoa; Chordata; Mammalia; Primates; Hominidae
Gene: SLC17A4
Product: solute carrier family 17 member 4
Exons: 11
Coding region: 320-1813 (497 amino acids)
Biological process (GO): sodium-dependent phosphate transport; transmembrane transport; monoatomic anion transport
Cellular component (GO): apical plasma membrane
Molecular function (GO): transmembrane transporter activity
Source: RefSeq, a predicted model, not a curated record
GACAUGGGAACACAGAACUAGAAAGGAUAUUACAAUUUAUGAAGGCAAUCCAGGCCAGAUUUCUCACUUGUGAGAUAUAGAUACUAAGACCCAGGGUAAACUGCGACCUUUCAAAGACCAACCAAUUGGUUAGUGAUAGAGCCAGGAUGACAAAUUAGUUUUCAUAAACCCUAAUCUACCACUUUUCUUAUACAGCAACAUUUGCUCCUAGUUCUUAGAAAGAAUUGGGGUAAUAUCAUAUAAGAUUCUCCCUGUAUUUGCUUUUGUAUUCUUUUUAUUUCAGUAAGUAAAUGCCAGUCCCUAGAAAGAGAGAACCAAAAUGUCUACCAGACCAGAUGUCAAGGCUACAGUGGGGGACAUUUCCAGUGAUGGCAAUUUAAACGUGGCUCAAGAGGAAUGCUCCAGGAAAGGUUUUUGUUCAGUCCGACAUGGGCUGGCCCUCAUCUUGCAGCUCUGUAAUUUUUCAAUUUACACCCAACAAAUGAACUUGAGCAUUGCCAUCCCAGCUAUGGUGAACAACACAGCCCCACCUAGCCAGCCCAACGCCUCCACAGAACGGCCUUCCACUGACUCCCAGGGCUACUGGAAUGAAACUCUAAAAGAAUUUAAAGCAAUGGCCCCUGCAUAUGACUGGAGUCCUGAAAUCCAGGGAAUCAUCCUCAGCUCCCUCAACUAUGGCUCGUUCUUGGCUCCAAUCCCCAGUGGCUAUGUGGCUGGAAUAUUUGGAGCCAAGUAUGUGGUUGGUGCUGGCUUGUUUAUUUCCUCAUUCCUGACCCUCUUCAUUCCACUGGCAGCUAAUGCGGGAGUGGCCUUGCUCAUUGUCCUCCGGAUUGUACAAGGCAUAGCCCAGGUUAUGGUAUUAACUGGUCAGUAUUCAAUUUGGGUCAAAUGGGCUCCCCCACUGGAAAGGAGUCAACUCACCACCAUUGCUGGAUCAGGGUCAAUGCUGGGGUCCUUCAUUGUUCUACUUGCUGGUGGUCUCCUCUGCCAGACCAUAGGAUGGCCUUAUGUCUUCUAUAUCUUUGGAGGAAUUGGCUGUGCCUGUUGUCUUCUCUGGUUUCCUCUCAUUUAUGAUGAUCCUGUGAAUCAUCCCUUUAUCAGUGCUGGUGAGAAGAGAUACAUUGUGUGUUCAUUGGCUCAGCAGGACUGUUCACCAGGCUGGUCUCUUCCCAUUAGGGCUAUGAUCAAAUCCUUACCACUCUGGGCCAUUUUAGUCUCUUAUUUCUGUGAAUACUGGCUUUUUUAUACCAUUAUGGCGUACACACCAACGUACAUCAGCUCGGUACUUCAAGCCAACCUCAGAGAUAGUGGGAUCCUGUCUGCCUUGCCGUUUGUUGUUGGAUGUAUCUGCAUUAUCCUUGGCGGUCUACUGGCAGACUUUCUUCUCUCCAGAAAAAUCCUCAGACUCAUCACCAUCAGGAAACUCUUCACUGCCAUUGGGGUUCUGUUCCCAUCCGUGAUCCUCGUGUCCCUGCCCUGGGUCAGAUCCAGCCACAGCAUGACCAUGACCUUCUUGGUGCUGUCUUCUGCCAUCAGCAGCUUCUGUGAAUCAGGAGCCCUUGUUAACUUCUUGGAUAUUGCUCCUCGGUACACUGGCUUUCUCAAAGGACUAUUGCAAGUCUUUGCACACAUAGCUGGAGCCAUCUCUCCUACUGCUGCUGGAUUUUUCAUCAGUCAGGAUUCAGAGUUUGGUUGGAGAAAUGUCUUCUUGCUUUCAGCUGCUGUUAACAUAUCGGGCCUGGUUUUCUACCUCAUCUUUGGCCGAGCAGAUGUGCAGGACUGGGCUAAAGAGCAGACAUUCACCCACCUCUGAGCAAACCGAGAGAUGUGCUAGAUCCUGGUGCUUAGUUCAUCAUUGUUUUCCCUCACAGACAUUUCUCUUUCAUGCCUGCUUGACUGAUAAGCCAUUAGCUAGACCCUGACUAUGUAACACUAAAGAUUUUACCAUGCCUGGAAAUUUUACAGGGGAAGAAAACACGCUAGUUAUUUAACUGCAAGCUACUAAAAGCAUAGGUGUGUUGAGAUUUCUGCGUUCUCCACUCUUCCACUGUUAUCCUAGUAAAAGCAUCAGGGGCUGGGGACAAUUUCUUUCCAAAGCAAAAGAGGAAGCCAGACCUUAGGACCGAGAACUGAGAAUCACAAGGGAGUUGCGCCCAACAUGCAGAACAUGAAUCCUCUGAGCUGUCCUCAAAAGAAAGCCCCAAACAACAGAAAGCAUAGUGUUUUCCAUUGUUAGUGAAAAAUGUCAAGGAGGAAAGAACAAUAAUGAUUCCAUCAUGAUAAGAGGAAUGAACGUGUCUGCAACUAAUGGGAGCAAGAUAGUACACUUUAACUCUUUCAGACAACUUGCAUUCUGUGGAUGCCAGCUUUGGAAUCAGAGCCACCUCUGGAAUACCUGUGCUUCCAGAGUCAGCUUUUGGACAGUUACCUUCUUUCUGGCCAUCUUGACUUCUGCCCCACAUCUGCUUUUUGGCUUUGUGCAGAUCUUUAACAUGUUAGUGAACAGACAUUGCCCAGUGUCUCUUCUAGCCCCUCCAACAGUUCUUCAUGUAGCACUGCUUUUGGACAGUGACCCAUGAUAUCUGCCUUCGUCUGCCCCUCUGACUGUUGGAAUCCCACGCACCAUUCAGUAGGAUUCAAUUCAACGUGGAACCAUUCAACAUUCACCUCAUUAACCUAAAAUGUCUCCCAAAGAUGUAUGUAAGACACACACUGCCCUAACCUCACUCCAAAUGUCUGGAGAAAUGUGUGUAGUGCUUUUGUUAAAGCCCCUAUAUGGGCAGCAUGGAGGACCAUAAGAUAGCAAAACCAUUUCAACACUAAAUGAAUAUUAAUGUACACACACCUUGUGGGGAUGGCAGAAAUCAAAACCAUACACAGCAUUAAGGAGUUCAGUGUCUCGGGAGGGCAGAUAACUUUAAUCAAAGUAUCACACAAGUGAAUAUGUAAUAACAACUGUAGAAAUAAUGAGUGGUUACAUGGGUUAUGAGAGUGGAUGAUAAGUGCACUAAUCUGAGUGUAAGGAAGGGCCACCCCUGCAAAGUUUCAGCUGAGCUGGGAUCUGAAGGAUAAUAGUUAACUGUUGUGGGAGACUGAGAGGAGAAUAUUUUAGGAAGAAAGAACAGCAUAAGCAAAAGUUUCAUGGCAGGAGGGAGAAAUUAGCUAUGGCCAGAGUAUAGAGAAUAAGGGAAGUAUGAUUUGUGAGGAGGCUGUAGAAGAAUUAAGGUCAGGAGCACACAGGAUGAUGUAGGCCCAGUGAAGUGCGUUGGUCUUUAUUUUGAAAUCAGUAGGAAGUGUCCUGGUUUUCAAAGGCACUCUGCAUGAGAGAUUAGGUUGGAGUAGGAGCUUACAGUGUAGUCCAGGAGAGAACAAUGGCCCCUGGCAUGAGGCAAUAGACAUGGUGAGAGGUGAAUGGAUUAUUUGAUUUAGGUGGAUUAUUUGAUUUAGGGAAUAAACCUGACAGGUCCUAUUACUAAGUGAGAGAGUGGAAGAUGUCCAGAGUAACUCCUGAGUUUUGGUUUGCUAUUAUAUUAAUGGGGAUGCCUCUAACACAGACAGCAACACAGAUAGCAAUUAUAUCCAAGUGAAGACAACAAGAAGGAAAAUGGACACAUGACUCUGGAUUUCUCUUGUGAGACCUGGGCUCCAUUUACAAACGUAUAAAUCAUCUUGAUAUAGGUAGUGAUUACAAUUUUUGCAUGGAUGAGACAUCCAUGGGUGAAAGUGGCAUAAGAAAAGGAAGCUUGGGAAUAAGCCUUAAAGAAUUCCAGUAUUUAAUGGUCAGCUGGAGGAUGAUUAGCAGAAAGAAAGAAAGAAAAGAAAGAAAGAGAGAGAGAGAGAAAGAAAGAAACAAAGAAAGAAAGAGAGGAAAGAAAAACAAAAGAAAGAAAGAAAAAGAAAGGGCCUGAAAGAUAGAAGGAAAACCAAGAGAAUAUGGUGCUAAGAAAGGAAAGGGAAGAGAGAAUGUUUCCAAAAAAAGUGAGUAGUUACCAAUGCCAAAUUUGCAGUGAUCCGUCCAGAUGAGAAGUGAGCAGAAAGUACAGAAAGGAGACCACUGCUGAGAAGUUUGGGUAUGAAAGGGUGGUGUCUUUGUCGCUUUCGUGUUGCUAUAAAGGAAUGCCUGAGGCUGGGUAACUUAUGAAGAAAAAGAGGUUUAUUUGGAUUGUGAUUGUGAUGGCUGGAAAGUUCAAGAUUGGGCAUCUGCAUCUGGCGAGGGCCUCAGGCAGCUUCUGCUCAUAGUGGAAAGUGAAGGAGUGUAGGCCUGUACAGAAAGCACAUGGUGAGACAGGAAGCUGGGAGGGGGAGAGGAGGUGCCAGGUUUUUUAAAACAAGCAGCUCUUGUAGGAAUGAUCUCACUCACCCCUGAGGAAGAGCUUUAAUGUCACUAGGGAUUCACCCUUAUGACACAAACACCUCCUGCAAGUGGACCCAACAUUGGGAUCAAAUUUCAAUAUUAGAUUUGGAGGGAACAGACAUCUAAACCAUAGCAGAAGGAAAGAGGCAAGAAAGUAGCUGCAAAAGCAUAUGGGCUCAAAGAAGGAGUUGAAAAUAAACAUGUUUAAGAUUGUGAGAAGGUGCUAGCUGACAGAGAAAAGUCGCAUAUGCAAAAAACACAAAGCACUAAUGGAAAGUUCCUGAGAAGGUUGUGACAAGGGAGGAAUUUUGUGACUUGAAGCCCAGUUAGGAGAAUGAUGAGAGAUGGCGUGAGGACAGCUCCUGCCUUUUCACCUGACAGCCCAAGAUGGUGUCUUCAUCUGCUAGUGCAAGAUCCAGGGAGGGUCUUAUUUUUAUAUCUUUCUUCCUACUUGGAAGGGAGGCAGUAAGUGGAGAAAGAUAAAGGUCUGAAGUGCUCUUGUCAGACCAGAGGAGAGAGGCCCUGCAGGUUGCCUGGCAGGGCUAUCGCCACACUGUUCCUCAGCUGCUUCAUUUAUGACAGUUUCCUCUACAUAGUCUGAAGACAAGCUCUUAAAGUUCAGGAACCAUGACAUACAUUAUUUUGUAGCAUCUUUAACACAAAGAACAACAGUAUCAUAUACAGUAAGUGCCAGUAAAUGCUGUUGAAUCGCAGUAUGAAUCAAUGAAUGAACAGCUCCAGAGUGGUGGGAGAACAGUUAGGGGAGAAAUGGAUAGGAAGGAAAAGGACCAGAUUUUUCUUUAAUUGUAUUUGUUUUCUGAGCAUCGAGUCAUCUAAACCUGUGGAUUAUCUUUUUUCAUCUGGAAUUAAGAUGUUAGAGACUGGGUCUGCUCCGUAUCAUUUCUCCAACAGUCACCAAGCCAACCCUAGCCUCUCCCUGGAUCCUGUUCUUUCUUUCUUAUCUGUCACUUUUAGUUAUUUCUGAAAAUGAGUUACAUUUCUCCCUGGGCCCACCAGCAAGGGAGCUGACUUGUGCUGUUUCCUCUAAAAUGGGCCAUCCUUAAAUUAUGGAAAUCUCCUAAAAUUUUGCACUAGCUCACACAUCUACAAUGAGAAAGAAUAAAAGUUAAAAAUUGUGGAAAAAGUCUUUCAUGAAGCCUUAGAAUAAAAUUUUAUCUUGUGUGUAUUUAUUGGUUUAACAAUCAUUUAUAAAGCAACUGAUGCAGAGAGGAAGACUAAGAUAAAUCACCACCCCCAUU